Molecule: messenger RNA, 3938 nt
Organism: Symbiodinium sp. CCMP2456
Lineage: Eukaryota; Dinophyceae; Suessiales; Symbiodiniaceae
Source: the annotation of a GenBank genome assembly
GUCUUCCUGCCUCGUUGGGGCCUGCAUUGGAAUUAAGUGCGACACCGGACAAGGCGGUGCACAACUUAUUGUACAGUAAUCUCCCAUUGCAAGUGGCACCGCCUGACUCUCCCACUGCAAGCAGCCACCGGCUGGAUCGUUGCAUCUUCAGGGUACGUGUCUUGCCUUCCAGUUGUCGUGGCUUCUUGGCCCAAGCGCCAAGAGCAAGCAUGGCGCUGCAUCCCGGCAUUGGCCCAAUAGUGGCAUCCGCACGGGCUCAGAUUUUCAUGAGUCGCCGCCUGGCAAUGCCUAUGCUCACAACUUGCACAAGUAGCCAUGGAACUGCCGUGCCAUCAAUCAAUCUUAGUAGCACCUCAGCUGGGUCAACGCCAAGAAUGCUCCGUUUAUGCAGCUUCGCGACAGGUAUUGCGUUGGUGUCGCUUCGGCUGCCACAGGGCACUCGUCGGUCAGUUAGUUCCACGACUGGCGCCAAAGUUGCUUUCCAUCCAUGCCGAUGCAGAGCUGGCCCAGCCAACGACUUGCUUGCGUUGGACGAUGGGGCUGGCCAGGAGCCGCUUCAAAAUAGCAGCACCGGCAGGAACAGCGGUGACAGUACCUCUGGCAGCAUUGCAAUUGAUGACAGGCAGCUUCAGCACUGGGAGCAGCAGAUACAUGCGCUCGUAGUGGUGCUGGUAUCUACAGAGCAUGUCAGAACGAGCGAAUUGCAGCAAGAGGUCCUCGGACUGAACGACGAGUGUUUCGGGGACGGUGAGUGGGGCUACUAUGGAAAAUGGGCUGCUGCCCUUGCAAAGCUCUUGCUGAAGCAGGGCAUCAUCGAUUUGGAUGAACUGGACGUGGCUUUGGGAGGGCGGAGUCCAGAGAAGGUUGGCGAAACCUUCAAGGUUGGGGCGGCGGUGAGGAUUAAAGACCGGACCCAGACAAGUCCUGCAUCGCAGUGGCGGAGGCCAUACUUGCCGGUUCCUGGCAGCGUGGCUGGGCUGCGGGGUGCCGUAGCAAAGAGACUGGGCCUCCGAUCAGAUGACAGUUUUUUUGCUCUGCAAAAGAGCCUCGGUUUGGGCACGGACACAACCUGCAAGCAAUACAUGUAUGCGGUGAACAUUGAUCCAGAAGCACUGUCGACAGGUUCUGAAAGACUCGUCACCGUUGAAGUUUCCCAGUGCUGGCUUGAGGCACUGAAGCCUGAGGCAGAGGCAGGUGCAAAAGUGCCUGGGGCAGCGAACGCCCCCAAAGCCCCCAAGAGGAGACACUUGCGUCAGAGCCUGAAGACCAUCGCGCAGAGCAUGCACGACUUUGCAUCGAAGCAUGCUGAAUUUCGAUCGCAUGGUCUUGAAAUUCACAGACAUCAGGGCAGGCACGAGCGACACGAGCAUCUUCCACGAUCCAUCGUGGAGGCACAAGCAGUGGAGAAGGAAGGCAGAGAAACGCCGGGACAGCGGGUCACUGAGGCACUCUUGCAGGUGUUGAUUUCCAGGGGCAUCCUGGCUAUGUCAGCGGUUUCUAGGGCAAUGGAGGUCAUCGACUCCUUGGGAGUCCAUCCCGUAGGUCCGUGGAUUGUGGCGCGUGCUUGGUGCGACACUCGCUUCAAAAGCUUGCUUCUCGAAGAUGCACAUGCUGCCAUUGAGUUGAUGGGUCACGAGGCGACAAGCUCUACGUCCACCGUGAAGAUCAAAGUGGUUGAAUCGACACCCUUGGUGCAUAAUCUGGUUGUUUGCACGUUGUGCUCCUGCUACCCGGUCACUUUGUUGGGCUUGUCCCCAGCAUGGUACAAAUCUCGCGAAUAUCGCGAGCAAGCAGUGCAAAGACCGCGAGAGCUGUUGAGAGAGUCGUUCGGCCUGGAAAUUCCACAAAACGUGGAACUCCGAGUGCACGAUUCCAACUCUGAAUUAAGAUAUAUCGUUUUGCCCCAGCGCCCUGUGGGUACUGAGGGCUGGUCGGAAGAACGGCUUGCCUCCGUGGUGACACGCGAUGCUAUGAUUGGCGUUGCGCUGCCGGACGUGGCAGAAGCGGGGGGUUUUCAAAGCAAACAGGGGAUAUAUCGCGGCCUGGGAGUGCCCAUCAAGAAUGCUUUGAGGCUUGCCCAGUUAUCAAUUGCCAAGAGGAUCAACGUGUUUAUUGGCAAUUUUCACCCCUGGGCGGACCUCGUCGACAUGCGAGGCUGCAGACGCAGCCCAGGAUGUGGCCAAGGCAGAGUCUCAUUGAAACAAGAAGAGGAGCAACGCUGGAAGGAAGAGUGGAUCUCUGUGGCGCAGGUGGAGCCCUGGAAACCUUCAUGGGAGCGGGGGAAGUCUGAGAACCUUUCAGAGCCUGCGGGCGGGUGCACUGCCGUCAGUUGCGCCGAAAUCGCAGCAUCGCAGCGGCCGCAGCAGCCUUCGUUGCGAAGGAGCAUGCCUCAUAGUCAUAAGCCGCGGCACGACCAGUUCCGCGCCGGUGGCAGGCACAAGUCAAAUACCCAGCGACGAAUAUGGAGACCAAAGUUUUCUCCAAAGCAGAGUCUAGCACUGACAGAUACCAUCAAGCCGCUGUCAGAUGUGGAUGCAGCAUCUGAAACGAACACGGCGGCAACGACUUCCUUGCAUACAGAGGCCAUCUGCCACGAGAUGUUCAGCCAAGACGGCGAUGUCCAAAGUGAGCAGUGUUGCUCAGAGACUCCAGAUGAUGUCAGCGGUGCUAGACCUUCGUCUGAUGAUUGUGUUGGUCAGAUAUUGGCGUUGUUGCGGAAUGAAUCAGCGAAGUUGCUCCCUCUCAGGGAGGAGCUCUUCAGCACAGUCAGGGACGCAGCCGCAGAUGCUUUGCCUAGCUUCGAGCGCAUGGCACUGGUAGGCAGUGUGGCCUUGACGAUAGAUGUACCCAGCUCUGAUGUCGAUGCUGUCGUGUUUACCAAAACUCCCAUCGACGCCAUCCAAGCCCUCAACGACAUGGCCGCCUUGCUGAGGCAGAAGGAGCCCCAGCUUCGCGUGCAGGUCAUCGACCGCGCUAGGGUGCCAAUUAUCAUGGUUUCGACCGGCGACAGGAUGGCCUCUCUCGACUUAUCUGUGAAUCGGAAGCUGCCGGAUGAGCACGUCUCCUGGUUUCAGAGCCUGCGCAUCUUUCAGGAGGAGCAGGAAUUUGUUGUGGAUUUUCUGAGAUGUAUAAAAUACUGGCACUCACGGCGCCAGAUACCCGGCACGAAAGAGGGUGGCUAUCCCAUUCUGGCUUGGAUACUUUUUGCGGUCCAAAGGCUGCAAGCCUUCCUCGCUGAAGAAACACAAAACGCAAGCCAUUGUGGGCGGCUUCUAGCCGCACUGGACCACUUUUUUCAGUCCUUGGUCUGGCCAGCUGACACCGUCAGUAUGUGUGGUUCUUCGGAAGAGUACAUGGGCUCCCGGAUUUGGCCGUUCCCGUGCAUCUUGGACCCUGUGACCCCGGAUGUCGGCAACUCAAACUUGAUCCACGAGAUCCCCAUCGCAACGCAGAUUCUGUAUGCGGACGAGUUCCUUAGAGCAAGGGCCCUUGUGGCUGCAGCAACUUGUGGUGAUGGCAACGCCUUUGCUCGGCUCUUUGAACGCGAGUCCUCCACAUUGCUCCAAGCUUCUCCAUAUCCAUGCAACUACGGCAAGGGAAAUGGAGCUUACGGCUGCGCGGCCUUCGUACUGAAGAGACAGAAGAUAUGGCUAGUGGAGCUUCUGUCUGUCUCCAAGAUGCGAGAGAAGUGGACCGCUCCUUUUCUACAUCGCUGCGAUUCGCAGACGGAGCUCCAGGGAUGUCUGCUUAGCGUUGACGGCGCCGGAGCGGUGCAGCGCUUCCCGGAACUGCGGCAAGGGCUCGCUUUCACUCCGAGGGACUUUGUGGCCUGUGCACAGCUUGACCACAUAUCCCCCCAGGCGCCAUCUGUGUGCCUGACGAAAGGGGACUUGCGACGCUGGCAGGACCUGCAGAAGCUGCAGCGGUUGAUCCAGUAA